AUGAAAACAAAUGAAAAACAAUUACACUUUAAUAAAUCAAGUUCAGCAUAUUUUUUAUCAAAAAAGAAUAUUUUCUCACCAAAUGAAGAAAGUCAUUCUAUCAAUGAAAAAGAGUUCCAUGAACAUCUUAAAGAGGAGAACAUAUAUAAACAAAAAAAUAACACAAAAAAAAAUGAAGAGAAAAACAUAUUAAACCAAAAUAUUGGAGAUAAAACUAUGAAUUUGAAAAACAAAAAUAAAGAAAAAAUUACAAAUGAAAAAAGCAAUAGAAAAGAGAAAAAUACAAAUCCAAAAAAAAAGGAAAGAGGAAUAAAUAACAUUUCUAACAACAAUACUGAUAAAAAAGAUAACUCUAGUAUAAAAGUUUCAUCGCCAAAUAUUCUUGAAAGCAAUAAAAAUAACUGUGAUUAUAAUUUAACAAAAAAAAAAAACCUAAACAAAACUACAAACACAAAAAAGAAUGUAUUAAAUAAAUCUAAAACAGUGGAAAAUAAGCUAAAAGCAAAAAGUAGUUUUAAUAACGAAAUAAAAAAAAUUCAUAAUAGAAGUAGAACAAAGAGAGUUAAAAGUAUUCAAAACAUUGUAGAUAAUACAGAAAUGGGGUAUAAAACAACGCAAUUUAAACUAUCAGAUUAUUCAGAAAAUGAUAGCAAUUUAGAAAAUCUUUCCGUAGAAUAUGUGGUAGAUAAAGAAGAAAAAAUAAAAAAUAUAAAAGAAAAAACUUUACAAAAAUAUAAUGAUUUGAUUGAAACAUAUACUAAUAAUAUAAAAACAUUAAUUAAUAGUAAUUCUAACGACAAUCUAAAAAUAGAAUUUAAUAGAGAAACUAUAUUUAAUUUCUUGAAAAUAACAUAUAAAUAUUCAGAUUAUAACUAUUCUGUUACUUGUGCAAUACUUUUAUUGUUAGAUAGAUUAAAUAAUCCUGAAAUUGAAUUGACAGAAAAGGAAAAAGAAGGUUUAGAAAAUGCUUUAAGAGCAUAUAGUUACCAUUCUAUAAUUUCAUAUAAAUAUACCUUUAAAGCCUAUCAUAAAAAGGAUUCCAUAAUAGAACAAAAAGUAAAUUCCAAUCUACAAUUAAAAAAAAAUAUAUGUAAAAAUAUUAGACAGAAAAUAAAAAUCCAUUUUCUUUUAAAUUGUGAAAUAAUAAUAAAUCUUAUAAAUUGUAUUUUGUAUACAAUAAAUGAGGAUCAAAAUAAAAUUUAUUAUAUUUAUUUAAAUGGAAAUCAAUAUAAAAUAAUAUCAGAUAUAACUGAAACUGGUGUGAAAUAUAAAUAUGAACAUUUAGCUCAAGAAGCGUAUAAAAAAGCUUUAGAUUUAGGAAAAAAAUAUAUGCAGCCAACAGAUGUAAAUUACUUGAAUUUAGCAAGUAGUUACAUCUAUUUUUUAUAUUUUAUUUUAGGAUAUGAACAAAAGGCGUUAAAUUUGUGCAUAGAUAUAUUUGACAAAUCAUCCAACUUACUAGAUAAAAUAGAAGAUCACGAAAAUGUAGAUAAAUGUUUACAAUUAUUAAGUAAAAUGAGAUAUAAUAUAAAACGUUGGUCAAAGAAACUAAACAAAAAUAGUAUUUUAUUUUUAACUUUUUAA
Molecule: messenger RNA, 1584 nt
Organism: Plasmodium gallinaceum
Lineage: Eukaryota; Apicomplexa; Aconoidasida; Haemosporida; Plasmodiidae
Product: 14-3-3 protein, putative
Exons: 1
Coding region: 1-1584 (527 amino acids)
Source: RefSeq, a predicted model, not a curated record